AUGUCACGCGGUGACGAUAUCUUACGAGACAGUUCGCCGGAAACUCAGGUAAUGGGAUCAAACAAAAACCGCCUUUAUCAGUAUGCAAUCGAACAUGGAAUGAGUCCCAAUGAAUUCUCAAUCAUUGCAGAAGCCGAAAGAAAUGAGUGGACCAUGUGUUGUUUCCGAGAAGAGUUGGAAAGAAAUACCGUGGUGCAAUAG
Messenger RNA from Acaulospora colombiana, 201 nucleotides. NCBI's taxonomy places the organism in Eukaryota, Fungi, Glomeromycota, Glomeromycetes, Diversisporales, Acaulosporaceae. The record is from the annotation of a GenBank genome assembly.